This is a messenger RNA of Salvia miltiorrhiza (redroot sage), 1079 nucleotides long. RefSeq names its product short-chain dehydrogenase ptmH-like. The transcript has a single exon. NCBI's taxonomy places the organism in Eukaryota, Viridiplantae, Streptophyta, Magnoliopsida, Lamiales, Lamiaceae. Gene Ontology annotation, molecular function: oxidoreductase activity. The record is from RefSeq and is a predicted model, not a curated record. Gene Ontology annotation, cellular component: endoplasmic reticulum. Bases 75 to 959 code for a protein of 294 amino acids.
UAGUCGCCGAAUAUUCUCAACUUCUUAGAAAUGCAAGAAAGAAUUGAUUUCUAUAAAUCUUGUUGUGAUCGAUCAUGUCCAGCCAAUACCGAAGCCAAAAAGGGAAAGGAUUAAUUAUGAGUGAGCGCAAGGUCGUUCUGAUCACCGGAUGCGGCAAGGGCGGCAUCGGCUACGACUACUGCAAGGCUUUCGCCGACCUCAACUGCGCCGUCUUCGCCUCCGACGUCGCCCAACGGCUGCCCGACCUGGCCGACCUGCAGUCGGAGCACGUGGAGACCCUCGAGCUCGAUGUGUCCUCCGACGCGAGCGUGGCGGGCGCUGUGGAUCUCGUGAUCUCCCGGCGUGGGAGGAUCGAUAUCUUGAUCAACAACGCCGGGAUCGGGAGCCCGGGCCCGUUGGCCGAGCUCCCGCUAGACGCGGUACGCAAGGCGUACGAGAUCAACGCGCUCGGGCAGCUGCGGAUGGUGCAGCGCGUGGUGCCGCACAUGGCGACGUGCGGUGGUGGAAGAAUCGUAAACGUGGGGAGUGUAGUUGGUGGAGUGCCGACCCCGUGGGCGGGCUCGUAUUGUGCCACUAAGGCGUACGUGCAUGCUAUGUCGCAUGCACUCCGAGUCGAGCUCAAGCCGUUUAGUAUUGACGUCGUCUUGGUGCUGCCCGGGGCCGUGCGGUCGAGCUUCGGGAGCAAUAAUGUGGAUAGGUUGAAGGAUUACGAGUGGAAAAUAUAUAAGAAUUUUAGUGAUUCUAUAUCGGAGAGAGCUAGAAUGUCACAAAGUGGCAAGUCCAUGGACGCCGCCGUGUUUGCUAGGCAUGUGGCGCGGCAGGUCGUGAGUUCGAAUCCUCCGAAGACGAUCACGUACGGUCACAUGACCGGAUUGUUUAAAUUUCUGUCGUGGUCGCCCCUUUGGGUGAGGGAUCUAUUUUUUACCAAAAGAUUUAAAUUAAACAAGGUGGUCGUGUGAUGAGUUGUUAAUUUGUUACACUUGCACAUUGUUGGAAAUUUUAGAAAUUCAAUUGAGUCUAUGUGCAAUUGGUUAAUUUUCAUUGUAUGUGACACCAAUACAUUAUCCAUUCUUAGGAAA